AUGGCGAGUGCUAUAGCAAGGGCGCGUAAGCCCGUUGGCUCGAAGGAAUGGAUUGCCGAAGAAAAAGAGAACUGCAGGCAAUUAGUGCAACAGGAACUGGACGAAGUUGAGUUCCCAGUGCGACAUGAGAUGGACUGGCUUAACGAGCAUAUGGCGGAGAUAUUCACCCGUGAUCAGUUCAGCAGCGUUACCGAGCUAUUCAAGACUCCUGGCAAAAUGCGCGGCAAGACUCCCCGAACAGCAAGAAAGAUUCUCAAGACGCCGCGAGAAGCGCGAGUACCUUUGAGUGAUAUAUUCUCCUCCGGACACAAUGCUCGACACAGCUCCGGACCUACUAAUCGAUUUACAAACGAGAUCUCGAAGCUUUUGACUAGCAAUGAGAAGCUGCGAUCGCCUCUUCCAAGCACACAGAAUUCGAACCCGAAUUACAAUACCGACUCCGGCUACCAUGGAAUGCCGGAUUCCCUCCCAACAGACACCAACGAACCAGAUCAUCAAAUGGAGGUAGAAACAGCUACCCAAGUCAUCGAGGACUCAACAAUACUGCCCGUCGAUGGAGGCCCUAAGAGCCCUGCCAAUGUUCGUCGUAUUACCGAAGACUCGUUUCACUCCGCGAGAGAAGUUGCACCAAGCAAGGAAAACACGGCGGAGCCAAUGGAGUUCGAAUAUUCUCGCUAUAUCCCAAAGAACACAGCUUUGCCAAAGCAACAUCCUCUCAGCACCUCUCCUCACCAGGAGAAACAGAACGAGAGCCAGAAUCGCCCUCAGCCCUUGGCCUCGCCCCAUCAACCAGAAGCUAAGGAGGAUCUUGACGAUCCUAAUUUCGAUGAUAUAGGCUCACCUUCAGAUGGUCCUACUCCGGUUCGAGCACCAAUUCGAAAAAGUAGUCUUACAUUUGCAUCCCUACCGGCAAGAGAGCCACUCACUACAAAGCGCAGCAUGGGCGGACGAAUGUCCAGGACUAGUCAUAUUGAUCCCCCUAAGAUGAACAUGAGCAUAGUUGGCCAGCCCGGCUACCUUGGGAGGCAGACUGGUGGGAACCGAUUGACACAAAUGCUCUUGGACAAUGAGAAAAACAACAAGCCUCUGGAAUCUAGUGACAAGGCCGGAACUGAUGAUUCGGCUGACAAUGACCAUGAUUCUGAUGCAGAAAAUAAAGCCCCAAAACGAUUGAACAAGUCAUCAACACAGCUUUUACACGAGAAAAUCAAUAUGCUAGGGAAGACUCAGGCCCCUCGUACCACCAAAUCUAUUGCUCCCGCUCCAUCACUAGGUACACAGCAACUCAGCUAUCCAGACCUUCCACCGCCUACUGCUGCCUCUUCAAAUGAUAAUACACAGAACGCCUCUAUUUCUAGGCCCUCGUCCGCCAUGGAAGCUGCUCACGGCUCCCCUCAGAGAUUACCACCGACACCAAACCAUUUUACUUUUCCCGCUGAUAAGUUCCAACCAGAGGCCCAAAUUUAUAGGGACACUCCUAGUCCUGCUUCAAGAGCGCCUUCAGCUCAUCCCGUUUCACCUGAAAGGCGCUCGCCGGGCCCAAAAUCAUUCCGGCCAGGAGGCUUUUUCCACAGCAAAUCUUCUUCUGUCCCUUCGUUUCCUAUCUCCCCACGGCCUGGCACGGCUGGCUCCGCCCAGAAAGCACCAUCUGUUGUGGAUACCCCUGGCGAGUCCACUACACCGGCUGGCUCCCCUAAACGCUUCGAUGGCCCAUUAAGUGCAUCUAAAUCAAAGCUUCAAUCCUUAAUGAAGAGCGCCAGAGGACUUUUUGGCAGCAGCGCGAGCGUUUCUGCUACUGCCAAGUUGGAGACUCUUUCACCUACUUCGCAGCGCACCCAGGCUAGCACACAGAACCAGCCUCAAGCAACAGCUACUGUCCCACCAAGCCCAGCUAAAGCUCCUCGAACCCGUGGCUCUAUUGAAAGGGAGCAUAGACGCAAAGAACAAGAGUUAAAAGAUCGCAAACAGAUGGAAGAGCAGGAGCGAGCUAGGGAACGUGAGAAGCUACACCCAGAACCCACCAAGCCUGCAAAUUUACCCUCCAAACCUCAAAUCCUAGAUAAAGUGGAGGUACCACAGCAUUCCUCAGAAAACCUCCCUGCUCGAAGGGUAGAGCCAGUGCCCAUGGCAGAACCUGCACGUCGUGAGCUUGAGCCCAGUACAGAAGAAGGACGGGGAGCAAACACUCAUGCCACAUCACAAUCCCACCCGUUGCCCAAUGAAGGUCGUAGGCCUGCAAAAGCCAUUAGAGAAAUGCGAAAGCCAAAACCACAGCCUGUCAACAUACGCGUAGGAACUCUAUCUUCACAGCGAAUAAGGGCAGAAUCGGCAACUCCAGCACCCCCUUCAACCCGUGAACCGACUGUCCAGCAAACGUCGGUUUCCAAAAAAGCUAGCAAUGCCUCUCUUCUCACCACGGCAUCUUCCAGUGGUAGCCUGAAGAGCUCUGCAUCUUCUGCGUCGUCGAAAUCAAAAGCUCUUCUAGCUGUGGAAAGAAAGAAGGAGCAGGAACAGCGAGAAGCCCAACGCAAGCUGGACCAGCGCCGUGAGGUCGAUCGUAAGAGACUUGCGCAGCAAGAGGAAGCCAGCCGACAGCUACAACAAGAUAAAGUCCGUCACGAGCGAGAGCAAUCUGUUACCGACGAUCCAAAGACGCUUGCAAAGAAACAAGCGAUUGAGAAGCGGCGACUCGAGAAUGCCAAAAGAUUAGAGCAACAGCGCGGUCGACAACAGACUCCGUCAAAUGAUACCCCUCCGAGCCGACCACAUAAUUACCCACCACCAAACCCUGCAAAGCCUCCCAAGCGUGCACACGAGGAGCAAAACACCGUCCGACCCCCUGCUACAAAAGCCGGCAGUGUUCAUCAACUUGACGGCAAGCGGAGGAAGACUGAAGAAGAGAUUGUUGCUCCUGAACCCACCGCGGUUCGACCAGCUAUGGCUCCUCCUAUUCGUCAGUCCAACGCGUCAAAACUUAAUAACUUCCCCAGUGUUUCCAAGUACCCAGCCGCUCCUCCUGUGAACUCGAUGCAAGGCUGCCCCCCAAUAUUUAAGAACUCUGUCGGCGCACAGAAACCAUUUCAAACCCUUCCUCAUCAAACCCAGGGCAACCGGCCGGCCCAUCCCUUGGAGAUGGCAAAAUAUGCCAAUGGAAAGAUUCCCUUUGCGGAACCUAAUAAUGUUCCACCCCAGCCGAGCUCUGCUCAUCUCAAAACGCCUGGUCAAAACAAACAUGUCAUACCUAAAUCUUCUCCAGCCUAUCCAAACGGCGAAAACAUUAAACUUCCUGAUAUUCCUACUGACAGUGAAGACGAAGACUCCGAUGCUGAGCCAUGUCAUGUCCCAGACUGGGCCAAGGAAGAAAACCUCCAUAACAUUCUUGUUCAGCAAGAAAGCCAGGAUGGGGAGAUGGUCUUCGGCCCAUCUGCUCCCCUGCGGAUGGAAGAGAUCUUCAAAGGCAAUAAGGAGAGAUUACGCAAGUUCCGUGAUCGUACUAGCAGUGCGAAUUGGAACGGUCCGGACGGCUUGACACAGGAUGAAAUUAAGUGGGACAUGGCUGAAAGAGAAAAAUUGAAGAACAACGGCGGCUGGGUCUUCAGCCCUCAUUGA
Molecule: messenger RNA, 3609 nt
Organism: Trichophyton benhamiae CBS 112371
Lineage: Eukaryota; Fungi; Ascomycota; Eurotiomycetes; Onygenales; Arthrodermataceae
Exons: 5
Coding region: 1-3609 (1202 amino acids)
Source: RefSeq, a predicted model, not a curated record